Messenger RNA from Rhipicephalus microplus (southern cattle tick), 2667 nucleotides. Its product is annotated as PIH1 domain-containing protein 1. The record is from RefSeq and is a predicted model, not a curated record. Gene Ontology annotation, biological process: rRNA processing; box C/D snoRNP assembly. Lineage: Eukaryota; Metazoa; Arthropoda; Arachnida; Ixodida; Ixodidae. Gene Ontology annotation, cellular component: ribonucleoprotein complex; cytoplasm; R2TP complex.
GGCAGUUUCAGCGAUCGUGUGUGCACCGUGUGUGGUUGUGUGAAAUUUCGACUCUCCUGUUAAUUCUUCGUAGUCGCCGCUGGAUCCUUGCUGUGCCCUGUGUUGAUGUGACGCCCUGUGCUGCACUAAUAUGAGCGAGAGAAACUUCCUAGAUGUUCCUGAGGACAGCGAAGCAUCUUACGAGUCGCUCUUUCGUCAGGUAAACGCGACGGCAGGCCGCCAGUGUUAUUCCAAAGCGAUUCUUUUCUGGUUGGAAGAGGGUUUCCGAUUGUCAAGCAUCGUAUCAUAUCUUUAACAGUGGCGAGUUUGAAGUUUAAUCAGUUGUUGGCCUUUUAACAGCACCGUCGGACCGGCGAUUACUCGUGUGCCAGCACCGUGCACGACAGUUCCUAAGCUCGGAGACGCGCAACAAGGAAAGCAUGCCUAAUAGAUUGAGGUUGCUGAAAAUCGGUAGAGCUUAUGAAAACUGAUGUCUCAGUGUCGGCUCUGUCUUAUUGUCACAGUUUGUAACAGGUGCGGCAAACGUGUGGUUCGGUUGUGCACUCUGGCGUAGGUUGUCUAUGCCGAAACUGACAUCAAUCAUUCCAAGUGCGCUGCACUUAAGGAGACGGGGCUGGCGUAUGCUUUGAUCUUAUGCUGUCGUCGUCACUUGGCGUUGUGCAGGCAAAACCAUGUAUCGCCUGAGCGUGCUCGCGACCAAGAGAACUCGUCUUCGAACGCGUUGAUGAUUGUAUUAACACAGGCAAAACCGCAUAUAUUCCAUUUGUAUCAUAUUGACCGCGCUACUUCCUCUUGUUCUUCGAGCGCCUCGGUGAUGAUAUUAACUGCGCAACACUGUAGGUGUCCGGACUGGCGCAGCGAUGACAAUGAAAUCUGCAAAGGUGCGAUCAGAGCUAGCUCUGUCAUGUGCUGAAUUAAAGGACCUGGCAAUACAGGACUUAGUACCGAGGAAACGACUUCACACGUUCAGAAGCACGCGUCCCCGUUAUGGACGCUGAAGAGCUCGCGCGUGCAGAGCGGCGACGUGCGCUCGCCCGCGAGCGCCAGCGUCGCCGGAGGGCAAACGCGGAGGUACGUGCAGCUGAAGCCCAAGCGAAGCGCCAGCGCCGGGAGCAAAACCCCGAGCUUCGCCAAAGAGAGGCGGAGGCCCAGCGACUGCGCAGUGCGGCGAAUCCGCAUCACCGAGCCCAGCAGGCACAAGCCGCUCGCCGGCGAAGAGAAGCGAACCCCGAGCUCCGAGUCAAGCAGGCAAUAGCAGCUCGCAAACGACGGGAAGCCAACCCGGAUCUCAGAGUCCGACAGGCAAUAGCUGCUCGCCAACGCAGAGAAGCGAACCCCGAGCUCAGAGUACAGCAGUCAAUAGCCGCCCGCCGUCGAAGGGAAGCCCAUCCCGAGCUCCGAGUCAAGCAGGCAAUCGCUGCUCGCCGACGGAGAGAAGCGAACCCGGAGAUCAGAGUUCAGGAGGCAAUAGCAGCUCGCCGGCGAAGAGAAGCCAAACUUCAGCUCCAACUCCAAGAGGCAAUAGCUGCUUGCCAGCGAAGAGAAGGGAAUCCUGAGGUUGGUCAACACAAAGCGCAAGCGAGCUGCCAGGAAGGAGAACUUCUGGAGUCUGGAGGGGAAGGUACAAGUCGCGAGCGUGACUUCGUCGUCCAUACCUUUGGCCUAAGCUGCAAGGCUGAUGAAGAGUUCCGACAGUUCGUGAAGACUCUGUCCGAUGAACCCGGUGCUCCCAAGCUCAAGUCCAAGACUAUCAAGCCAUCGCCGGGGUUCUGCGUCAAGACUAAGGACUCAUCUAAUGGCAGCAAGCUCUUCAUUAACGUCUGCCACACUUCUGAGCUUCCCGAACCGCAGGACAUCAGCGACGAAGAGCUCAUGCACAUCCUCAGCUCGGACGAUCCUACUACGUACCGAGUGCCCUUGAGCUUAGGCCUACCGCACGAGGAAGUUGACAAGAGUGGAGCACCAUGCACAGCGUACGAUGUGAUCAUCAACGAAGCCUUCUUCCGUAAGAUCAGCUCCAAUGAGCUUUUCAAGACCUUUCUCAUCACAGUGGCACUGGAUGGCAUUGAGGAGAAGUACAAGGCCCACCCUGAACGAGAGAGCUAUGUGGUGCUGAAGAACAAGCUCUACAUGGGCACCAUGCCAGACCACUCCAUACAGGACAGGAAAGGACCACUCAUCUCGGAGCUGCCCACGGGCCAGAAUCAACCCACCAGCAGCAGCGGUGGAGGUGAAGGUGAUGGCGAUGAGAGUGUAUCCAACAGCGGUAGUGAUGACAGCAGCGCUCUCUCGUACCGAGGGUCGGCGAAAGUGGACCUGACGCGGCAUACCCUGCCCGGACAACGCGACACGCUUGUUGCCAGGUUUUCCCUGCCUGCUGUGAAAUCAGGUUCAUCACUGGCACUUGACAUGGCGGACGACCACGUGCGGCUUACAAGUGAAGAGCCAAAGUAUACGUUUGACUUCUACCUUCCCUUCUCCGUUGAUGAAGGUGCCACAGUUGCAGAAUUCAACACUAAGCAUCAGGUACUCACAGUCACUGUGCCCAUUCUGCCUGACGAGUCCUGAUUAUUUCAUUAUCAGCAGUUGAAGUUUAUAUGUUGAUGGAAAAACUGUACUGAUUGUGAAAGUGCACCCAAAUAAAUUGUUGUUGAUUUUCUAUUGCUA